AUGAAUUCCACUUUCCAAGCAAAACUGGCGGACAGGCAACCCGAUAACUUCCGCCACUACACAUACCCUCCCCCCCUUAAACCCAAGCGAACCCAGGUUUCGCGAGGACGAGAGGCGAUCCCUGAGAAAUGCCCUCUACCAGACCUCGUACCCAAUAGUCUCUUCGACGAACUUGACGACGCGCAGAUUCAACCUAUGAUUCCGGGCUCGACCCACGCUACUUCUCUCAAUGACGCGCGGGAAAUAUCUUCACCCUCGACACCGGACGCCGCCUUAUUGAACCUGAAUUUGAUAGCUGAAAAGCCUGGCUGUGAAGCGAUGACCGAGAAGAGUGUCCUGGGCGAAGUCGAAAUAGAAGACUCCCAACAAUCUACCUCAGGGCGCACACUCUAUAGCGACGGCGUGGUUCUGGACCAGAGGAACCCGUCACGGUCCGCUUCGAUUCCUGUAGCGGCGAGCAAUCUGGAUGCAGGAGUGGAUAACUCGAGUCCGAGCAGUGCCGGUGAUGUGCAUAACGACAAUACCUCCACUGGUAGCACCCAGGCGGAUGACGAUAGAGGCUGCCACGGCCGUGCCGAACAGCAGGAGCCAGAGAGGCAGGAGCUAGGGUCACCAUAUGACGACAUAAUUCCCAGCGUCCCCGAGAUCCGCGACCCUAAAUUCGGGAAUACGGCGGGUAAUACCUGGUCUGAAAAGAGUCACCUUGAGCCAAGACAAGGCGCGCUUCAGUCAGCAGAACCGGGACCUCGAGUGGUGAUACCCACUAGCCGCGCUCCAUUGGGACAACCGAGUCUAAAAGCGGUUUCGCCUUACCCUGCCGCAACGAUAAAAGCACCUCGAUUCCCGGCCGGGGUAACAAGUCGACCACUUAGCCAUAAGAUCGUUCAUCCACCUCCGAGAGCGAAACGGAGGGCUUCCACAAUGGCUGGCCAACUCAACAUACGCCAUCGUCGACUCAGGACGACGAACCGGGCGAGGGCCAGCCCUGAUGCAUGGCCAAGCGACAGUGACUCUGACUCCAGCUACGAUGGCGAAGACAACUUAGAUGCAGCUAAAGACGCAAGGCCGAGGCCGAGGCAGAGGCAGCGGGCACCACGACUAUCUGGGAUCUCCAAAUCUGCCGCUACUCCUAAAUGGAAGUCGCGAAGCGGUGGUCGCACGAGCUCCGUUAGCACUCGUUCACAGUCAGGGGUGCUCUUCCGAGGUGUAGAGGACAGCCCGAGAGCCAAUACCGCCUUGGGUGUCCUCUGCGACGCCGGUGUGGCGGCGACCCUCGGUUUGUCGAUGUUGCCAAAUCCCAACAUCCCGCCGGUAACGUCGACCGAAGUUGCCGUCCUGACAGUCCUUCUCGCUGACAUAACCGAGAUCGGGGCGCUCCUGGAAUCCCCUGCGGCCUGCGGUCUCACCGGAGCUCCCUUCUCCACGGCCAGGCUAGUUCACGCUACUGUCAAACCUCACCCAUCGCAGCAAUGGCAAGUGACUGUCACAUUCUCCUCGGCUCCUAGUGUUGUACAAACGGCUAAAAACCCCGGCCUCGACACCGAGGCAUACACUUCAAGUGCCGACAGCGUCGGCUCUUCGAGCAGUAUACACAGUGUCCACCAUUACUCUUCCGAGGACGAAUCCGGAUCUCGAACACGGGGAAGGAAGCGUGGCCGAUGGGAGGAAGAGGACGACGAAAACUUGAUCGCGUGGAGACGCCUUGGUAAGCCGUGGUCUUGGAUCUACAAAAAAUUUCCAGAUCGAAGCGAGGGGGCUAUUAAAUCACGCUGGUACGUGGUUCUGGCGCCGCGACAGAAACCGAAAAGGUCGUGA
Messenger RNA from Cladophialophora bantiana CBS 173.52, 1815 nucleotides. RefSeq lists its product as uncharacterized. The record is from RefSeq and is a predicted model, not a curated record. NCBI's taxonomy places the organism in Eukaryota, Fungi, Ascomycota, Eurotiomycetes, Chaetothyriales, Herpotrichiellaceae. The coding region runs from base 1 to 1815 and encodes 604 amino acids. The transcript has 3 exons.